Messenger RNA from Brienomyrus brachyistius, 2179 nucleotides. RefSeq names its product bcl-2-related ovarian killer protein homolog A-like. The record is from RefSeq and is a predicted model, not a curated record. The transcript is spliced from 5 exons. Bases 539 to 1180 code for a protein of 213 amino acids. Gene Ontology annotation, cellular component: mitochondrial outer membrane. Gene Ontology annotation, biological process: regulation of apoptotic process; intrinsic apoptotic signaling pathway in response to DNA damage; extrinsic apoptotic signaling pathway in absence of ligand. NCBI's taxonomy places the organism in Eukaryota, Metazoa, Chordata, Actinopteri, Osteoglossiformes, Mormyridae. Gene Ontology annotation, molecular function: protein homodimerization activity; protein heterodimerization activity.
AAACAGAAUCACAUAUAACAAAACAUGACUGCCGUCGCAAAGACGACGCAUUUCAAAGGAAUUGCUUUCUCUGUCCAACAACAGUUAUCCGCUUUGUACAGGUGGACCAGCUGGCCAAACAGCACAUCAAGCGGCUUUCUCACUAAAAAUGCGGUGAAGAUGCACUUUGCCAAAGAAUUUAACACAGGCUGUGAGUCUCAUCGCAAAUGAAAAAUAUUUUACUGUAGCGCACUCUUCUGCACAUUUCAGGCUUGGAGGCUAGCUGCUUUUAUAAAAUGUCCAGUAAUUUUACAUUUUGAUGGCGAAAACCGAGUAUGAAAUGAAUGAAGAGCAUAUAGACUGCAUGAAAUUGUUUGCCUCGGAGCGACACCUUGUCAAUUAACAACGAAUUACAGAAGGGCACUCCGCUGUUUAGUCCCAAGACGUGCCCUGUCUUUGGGGAGGUGGUGGUACUGGAAAAGGGCGAAGUUACAAAGAAGAGGAGAACCGGCGCGUCGAGAUUUGCGCUCCAUUCGGACCCGAGCGCCCGUGGGGGGGCAUGGAAAUGCUGCGGCGCUCCUCGGUAUUUGCGGCUGAGGUGAUGGAGGUCUUCGAUCGCUCUCCCACGGACAAGGAGCUGGUCUCCCAGGCGAAGGCACUGUGCAGAGACUACAUCCAUUCCAGGCUGAACCGGGCGGGGAUUGGCUGGUCCAAACCCGAGCAGAGCCUUUCGGCGUCGGGAGGCGCGCUGGCAGAGGUCUCCUCGGUUCUUCUCUGGUUGGGUGAUGAGUUGGAGUAUCUGCGGCCCAGUGUUUACCGUAAUGUGGCGCGGCAGCUGAACAUCACCGUGGCCUCUGAAACCGCGGUGUCGGACGCCUACCUGGCUGUUGCCGAGGAGAUCUUCACCUCAGGCAUCACGUGGGGCAAGGUGGUGUCGCUGUACGCCGUGGCCGGAGCCCUGGCCGUGGACUGCGUGCGACAUGGGCAGCCCGCCAUGGUUCACACUAUCGUCGACUGCCUGGGAGAGUUUGUCCGCAAGAGCCUGACAUUGUGGCUGAAGAGGAGAGGAGGCUGGACGGACAUCACAAAAUGCGUGGUGAACUCUGACCCCAGCUUCCGCUCCCAUUGGCUGGUGUCUGCUGCCUGCACUUGCGGCCACUUCCUGAAAGCUGUCGUCUUCUACCUGCUCCGGGAGCGGUGAGCGCAGGACCACUGGGAGGGGCGUGGGCACAGCCACAGGAGGCUGACAGAGGCUCUGCCACCAGCGCGACUCUGUGGAUCGCCCUGCUCCUAUGCCUGUUACCAGCAUCACAGAAGCUCGUCUUUCAAGCACAAUGUCGUCGUCACUAUUCAGCUCCCCCCCCCCCCCCCGCCCCCUCCAAUAUGGGUUUAUUCUUCCCAGCUUCAACAGACCUUCCAGGCGUAACAAACAAGUCCAGCUCCUCCCCAUAGUAUUAUGGACAGGCCUCCUAUCUCUGUCUGGUUUUCUGUGAGUCAGUAGAUCCCUUGGGGGUGGGGGGUGUAGGUGGUCCAAAUGCCUGGUCUCAGACAUCCUGAUGUGCUUCCAGCUCUUCCAAAAGCAGCAUGUGUGGACUGGUUGUAAUACUUAAAUACUUAAAUCAGCUCAAGUCUGAAAACUACUCGCAAAACACGGUAGAGGCCUGGAACUUGACCCCCCCCCCCCAAAAAAAUGAGAUCUGAGGCUUUUGGCCACAAAACACCAUUAAUGCCUGUUUUAGAGGCGACUGGGCCAAGCAUUAAAUAUUCACACACCCCCCCCUUGGCACAUGGAUUAAUUGUGUUUUUUUCCUUUCUCCUUUAAUUCUUUUUAUUUUGUGAAUGACUUUUAAUUUAUCACACAUUUCUGGUACCGAUACCAGAUACACAUUUCUGGCUCCAAUAAAACUGCCUUUUUAAAAACAUACCAAAGCGUCGAUCUGUGACAGACCACCGUACACUUCAUGUCAUUUUGGACAUCUGUUUAAUGAGCCUUGUCGUUCACACGUACUUUCAUACUAACUUCACAAAUCACUAGUGUCCGAAGACUUAAUACAAAGCACCAGCUACCAGUACAAACAAGUGAUUACACAAACCCCUCCAGAAUCAUUUCAAUAAGAAAAAAAAUGCAGUCAAAUAAAUGCUGUACGAUCUGAAAUCGGGCCAGUAAAGAGUUUCCGCCGAAUUAAUGGCUGAUAUCUAA